Molecule: messenger RNA, 3515 nt
Organism: Dipodomys ordii (Ord's kangaroo rat)
Lineage: Eukaryota; Metazoa; Chordata; Mammalia; Rodentia; Heteromyidae
Gene: Ywhag
Product: tyrosine 3-monooxygenase/tryptophan 5-monooxygenase activation protein, gamma
Exons: 2
Coding region: 158-901 (247 amino acids)
Biological process (GO): signal transduction
Cellular component (GO): cytoplasm
Molecular function (GO): protein kinase C binding
Source: RefSeq, a predicted model, not a curated record
CGCGCCCGGUCCCGCGGUCGCAGCUCCCGCCACCUCCUCUGCGCCGCCGCCGCCUCAGCAGCUCGCUUCGUGAGUCGGUCGCUCCCGCACACGGCUUCCAGCCCCGCCGCAGCCGUCCUCCAGGUCUCCUUCCUCCGGCCCGAUCCAGCCCACGAAGAUGGUGGACCGCGAGCAACUGGUGCAGAAAGCCCGGCUGGCCGAGCAGGCGGAGCGCUACGACGACAUGGCCGCGGCCAUGAAGAACGUGACGGAACUGAACGAGCCACUGUCCAAUGAAGAACGAAACCUCCUCUCCGUGGCCUACAAGAAUGUGGUUGGGGCGCGCCGCUCCUCUUGGAGGGUAAUCAGCAGCAUCGAGCAGAAGACGUCUGCAGAUGGCAAUGAGAAGAAGAUAGAGAUGGUGCGUGCCUACCGCGAGAAGAUCGAGAAGGAGCUGGAGGCUGUGUGUCAGGAUGUGCUGAGCCUGCUGGAUAGCUACCUGAUCAAGAACUGCAGCGAGACCCAGUACGAGAGCAAAGUGUUCUACCUGAAGAUGAAAGGGGACUAUUACCGCUACCUGGCCGAAGUAGCCACUGGUGAGAAGAGGGCGACAGUGGUGGAGUCGUCAGAGAAGGCCUACAGCGAGGCCCAUGAGAUCAGCAAGGAGCACAUGCAGCCCACUCACCCCAUCCGAUUGGGCCUGGCUCUGAACUACUCCGUUUUCUACUACGAGAUCCAGAACGCCCCUGAGCAAGCGUGCCACUUGGCCAAGACCGCCUUCGAUGACGCCAUCGCCGAGCUCGACACGCUGAACGAGGACUCCUACAAGGACUCCACCCUCAUCAUGCAGCUUCUCCGUGACAACCUAACGCUCUGGACAAGCGAUCAGCAAGACGACGACGGUGGAGAAGGCAACAAUUAAGGCCCCAGGUGGACUGGCAGCGCACGCCGAUGCUACUACUGCAGUCUUUAUUUUUUUCCCAUGAGUUGGGGGUCGGGUGGGGGAGGGAAAGGGAGGGCUGACCUUCCCAGGGAGAAACCCACGACCUGUCCUGUCUUUGAUUGCCUCUUUUGACAUUUUUGCCAAAAUACCACUAGUGGAAAGUCAGGCUAGCUGUGCUGGAACUGGAGUAGCACCUCACACAGGCAUCCAGAUUGUUCUGUAGGUUUGUGCAAGUGGAGCUGUCUGUCUAACUUAUUGCCAGGUGAUAGGGUGUUAGGAUGGAGAAGCGUAAAUGGGUGGCCCUCAUUCAGUGAGUUCUGUGGUUCCAGUAAGGAUUUUUAUGUUCAUUUGCUCUUGUCUUCAGAUUCGGGUACUUCCUGUCCAUGUGAGCUCCUUAGCUGUGCUUUUUUUUCAGAGUGUACGCUGCAGACACAGCCUAGUUCAUCCCAAACGGACAGCCUUGGAGCCUAAGGUAUUCUCUACCUUACACUUCCGGCCUGGCCGGCAACAGUAUUAACACUAAGUUGCAGUUGACAGUAUUUCUGCGUUUCAGCCAUAUGUGACAUCCAGCCAUCGGUUGUGAGCUUUCCUUUGCUGUUGCGUUGGCUUUGCAGGGCCCUCACUCACUGCUUCCAGGUUGGUGUUGCUGUCUGUCUGUCUGUCUGUGUCUGUCUCUCCCCCUGUCUCCUUCCUUGGCUGGAAGACCUGCCUAAGGAGAAUCAAGGCAACUCUUGGUUUUGGUUUAUAGGUGCUUGGCAGGUGGCUGAGCUCUUCCUUCCUAUACCAUGUAUCCACCACAAAAGUUAUUGAUCGCUUUAGCAGAACUGUUAAAUACCUGCCACCAGAGUUGAGGGGCCUUGGGUCUGCUGUCCUGGCGGGAUGUUUUCAGAAGGGCUUGGGCCCCUCGGAGAUCACACUGCCAUUUGUUCCUCUGUACCCUCUGCCCCGAGUCUUCCCCACUGUGCCAUGGGCCGGGCACCCAGGGGACUUGGGAGGCCACUGGAGAGGCCGGGUGGUCUUUUCUAGAAGGUGUGUGGUGCUGUAUGACAAGUCUGGAGCUAGAGUACCAGCCAGGUGGAGACCCUGAUACAAACAGCUGUCUGUUUGGGAGCCUGGGAAGUUUCUCCUCCCUGAAUCACUCGGUCUCCAUCUUCAUCAGGUAGUGAGUAAGUGAGCGCCUACGUCCCGUCUCAUCAAAACUGCUCUUCUACCGACAGUGUGGGAGUUGGAGAUUCACCUGUCUGCAGUCUGUGUGCUUAUGUAGUUGAAGGAAGCUUACAUGACUGUCUGCUAGCUCAUUUGCUAGCUGGAGGCCCCUCGUACUUUCUCCUUUGGAUCAUGUGUCUGAAUAUGGCCUGUCUCAUGCUGAGUGCAGUCCAGGACGGGGGCCUCUCAAGAUGGGCCCACAGGACUUGCCAUCCACUUUCUUUUGCUUAGGCAAGGAGAGUAAUAAUGGAGGAAACUGGCCAUUGCUUUUUCCAGAAUCAAGCUUCCCACUAGAAAUAAGUGUGUGUGAUAGGGAACGGUGAUGGGUGGUGCAGGAGCCAUGCUGCACAGUUUAGCGUGACUUUCCUUCCCUAGGGCCCCUCACUAGCGAGCAAGGCCCUCCCCCCACACCAAGAUGCACAGGAGGACCAAGCAGAGAAAACUUGGCUGUGGCUGUGCCACCAAAGGCCUGGGGUCACUGUCACAGGUGGAAAAUACACAGGGGCGGGGGGGGGAGAAGGGGGGCUUUCUGUGACUCAUCUUGGCAUCCAGCGAGCAGUGUCAUGUCCUUCCUUGUAGUGUUUGGAAAUGAUUUACUGGAAUUACAAAACCUAUUUUUCCUUUAAAUUUUAGCUUUGGCUCUGGCUGCUUUUCAGAAAUAAUGCAAGAUAAAAUCUUACUGAGGGCUGGGACUGAAGAGGGAAUAGAAGACUCGCUAUUUAAGCAGCUUGAAUGGUUUCUUUCUUUCCUUUCUCUUUAAAGAAAUGCACUUGCCUAUGCUCCUGUCUUUCCAGUGAGAUGAUUACUCCUUCAUUACUAUCGAUACCAUAUUGUGCAUGCCAGUGUUGUGUUUCUAUACAGUAGCUUGAAAUUGAUUAACUUAUACUGUAGGUGUUAUGUAUUCCUAUGACAAAAGAAAAAAAACCAACUUAAGUCUUCAAAUUUUUUAAAAUUUUUUAAUUUAAUUUUUUCCUUUGGGGGUAAAGUUUGCUCUACCAAAUAGUGAUCGUAACAAAUUGAUCUGUUUUGGAUGUUGCUAUAGUGACAUGCAGUUAUAUUUUUGUUUUUUGGGGGGAAGGGGCAAAAGAAACACCAGUGUUAGUUUAAUCUUAAUGUCUGGUGUCAGUCAUGGUGAAAUGAUAACUUCCAGUUAGGAGAACACAACUUGUUCUCUGAAUGAGCCUUUGUGCUUUUUUGUCAUGUUAUGCAGUGAACUCUUUUUAAGGUCUGCUCAGUGAUUCUUUUUCCAGCUCCGUGUUUCUCUAAGGAAUUAUUUCGCACACGGACCAUUCUUAGCAGUUUUCCUCAGUGAUGGAAUAUCAUGAAUGUGAGUCAUUAUGUAGCUGUCGUACAUUGCUCAAAUAAACUUACAAAUCUGAUCUCAGUG